GGUAUAUGCGAUCAGGAAGUAUCAUUUUUAAUUUACGAACUAUUUUAAUUUAUAUUAGGGUUGUGUGGCCUGUUAAAUCGCACCGCAUAAUUACUUUUAUUUAACUUGGAAGUAGGGUUUGGAUUACCCUUUUGUUUUUGACGUAUCUUUUGAAUGCUGUUGUACUUAAUAGACCAUUAAUCUAGAUUAUAAUGACAAAUAAUAAGGUAUUGAAGAAGAAGGAGCUUGCCUCUGGCAUCUCAGUUGGUCUUCUCAAGGGUCAUACUGUUACUCCAAUUCCAUUGACUCGUUCCGUUGCUCCAAGCCGUAGAAAGGGUCUCAAGACAAACCGUUCUACUUUGGUUUCUGAGGUCAUUCGUGAGGUUUGCGGUUUUGCUCCAUAUGAGAGAAAUUUGAUCGAAUUGGUCAAGAUCGGAUCAGCUUCAACAUAUAAGCGUGCCUUCAAGUUUGCCAAGAGACGUCUUGGUACCCAUAGACGCGCCAAGGCAAAGAUGAGCGAAAUUUCCUCCAUCGUCGAGUUACAACGCAAGCGUAGAAAUUAAGUUCUAGAGUUUCUUU
Molecule: messenger RNA, 558 nt
Organism: Theileria equi strain WA
Lineage: Eukaryota; Apicomplexa; Aconoidasida; Piroplasmida; Theileriidae
Product: 60S ribosomal protein L36, putative
Exons: 2
Coding region: 192-542 (116 amino acids)
Biological process (GO): cytoplasmic translation
Cellular component (GO): ribosome; cytosolic large ribosomal subunit
Molecular function (GO): structural constituent of ribosome
Source: RefSeq, a predicted model, not a curated record